Mollisia scopiformis is the source of this 1719-nucleotide messenger RNA. RefSeq lists its product as uncharacterized. NCBI's taxonomy places the organism in Eukaryota, Fungi, Ascomycota, Leotiomycetes, Helotiales, Mollisiaceae. The record is from RefSeq and is a predicted model, not a curated record. Gene Ontology annotation, molecular function: protein binding. The coding region runs from base 1 to 1719 and encodes 572 amino acids. The transcript is spliced from 4 exons.
AUGAAGUGGUUCAACAAGAACAAGCACAAGAAGUCGCAUUCGACCGGCCAGCAUUAUGCUGCCAACCCUAGCUUCCCGGCGAGGACCCCGCCGUCUGCGACAAGUCAAAGUCAAAUCGUCGCUCGUCUCCCUGAUCCCAUCCUAGAGCGCAUCUUCACCUUCGUGUGCCCGCAUUCGCAGGACGAGACCUAUGAGGACUGCGAAAAGUCAAGCAUCGAGGAUACCUGCAUGCUAUGCGACCUGCGCGAUCUAUCUCACUGUGCGCAAGCCUCAAAACGAUGGCGGGUCCUAGCUACAAAAGUGCUCGUACGCAUUGAUUCUGUACACUACUGUCCUCAAGAAGAGAUCCUCGCCGAGAAGCGCAAACGCAAGUCGUUCUACAGUCGAAAUGCGGAACCCGAAGAUACGGCUGCUGCGAGGCUGAGGCUCCUGGCUCGGACAUUGCGAAGCUAUCAGGGGACAUUGGCAUUACAUGUACAAUACAUGAAGAUCCCGUAUAUGACGAGGGAGACAUGCAAGCCUGAUCUUGCUCGCGCGGUCGCUGUGUGUCCGAAUCUGAAAUAUGUUGAUCUUCCGGACGGUCUCUAUACCGAUGAUCCCUCUUGCCAUGGUCUGAAGCAAGAAGUACAGGCACGAUGUCCGGAUCUGCGAAAGAUGUCUUACAUUGGAGGAGCUGAGAGAAGUCUGGAGAUCCUUGCCAGUGGACAAGUCUGGCGGAAUCUGGAGGUGUUGGAGCUAACCAAGUUGAAUAUGGACUCGAACAUUAUGCGACAAGCACUCGGCUCUCUUCCGAAUCUCCAUGCUCUUAAGGUCACCGACAUGAAAGCAUUUCACGAUGAUUUAUUCAGACAUAGCGACAUUCUUCCUCCUUUUCCGAUUCUUGCCGAAUUGAGCUUCGAGAAUACUCCGAAUGUCACAGCAGACGGACUCACUGCGUACCUCUCUAGGCCUGACACAGCAAAUGCUCUGAAGACCUUGUUGUUGACAGCCACAGGCAUAGUUCCUGGAACUUUGCAUCAGAUCCUACUUGCUGCUCCAGCUCUGCGGCACUUGUCUCUUAUUGAGUCUGUGACUUCUUCAUUCCCAGCAAGCAGCAAUGUACCUACCCUACAAUCAAGAUCCCUGGAGACAUUCCAUUACGAGAUCACUUCCGGCACUUCUGCAAAUUCAUAUGCCAGCACAACUGCAAGCUAUUACAACUACCUCACUAGGUCGCUUAUGUCAGGGGGCUUGCCAAAUCUGAAAGAACUUUAUAUUCAAGAUCCCGACUUCCCUGAAUCCCUCGUUGACUUCAGACCUCCUGCCGCCCCAUUUAUGUCUGAUCCUGACAACUUCACACCUCCAAUGAGCCCAUUUUUAGGCAAUCCGAAUAGAUUCAGCUCGAACAAUCCGUUUGCAAAGAUGCAAACCGGACCGGGUCUCAGUCAGGAUUUGCAAGUUUACAGCAAGGGUCUCGACGAGGAAGAGUGGAACUUCUCACGUGUUCAACCACCAGCGCGAGGCAGGCGGGGCAGCGCAUCAGCGCCACGGCCAGUCAGUAGCUACGGACUAGGUGAAGGUUUGGGGAGAGCUUGGACUCAACAGGCGGGUGUCAGGAAGAGCGCCAUUGUCGGGAAUGGAUUUGGUGGGUUGCUUGCUGUACCUGCCGAUGCCAAUGGCCGACCGAGCAGUUCGGCUGGUGAAAAGAAACGAGGCAGUACCUACGAUAUGUGGCGAUAG